ACGACUUUCACGAUCUACUUGAACUCGACGACCACCACAGUUUCAGGACCUUAGAUCAGUCGAACUUGUGAGGAACAAUGGCAGAGUCAAUGGAUGUCGACAUGGGAGGCGUCGCCCCUGCCGCACAACCAGAACCCAUCAAGCAAGAGGGUGGAAAUACUUUCAUUGAUGCUCUGGCGGCACCUACGCCACCAGCCUCUCACCGCGACAACUCUUUCCGCGAGGUCAUGGUCAAAGUCCACAUCCGUCGGCCAGAGAAGGACUCGUGGAUGUACCUCGGGAGGGGCAUUGCGACACAGGAAGUGAACGGACAUUCAUCUCGUGUCGUCGUGCGCGCACAGUCCUCAGGGAAAAUCAUCACCCAAUUCGACGAGACCUCCGAUCUUCAAGCAGAAAAACGGGGGAACUUUGUUGUCAUUGGACUGGUGGAUGGCUCACGGGUAGUAUCCUGGUCGUUGAACGCACCCAAUAACUCGGAAACCCUCCGCCUGCUUGCUUCAAUUGAGCUCGCGUGCUACAGAUGCAAGCAGGCACUUGUGGAUCCCCGUCUGCACGUCAAAGCUCGCCGUCGGAUUGAGCGUAUUAUCAAAGACGACAGGCGACGGAGGCAUCGUCGCCGCAAAGACCAAGACGCUCUGAUUGACGCAUUUGCGCGACAAACGUUGAGUGCUGACAAUGUGCCUGAUCCAGCACCCCCCAAUGAGGCCGGUAUGCCACCGUCAUGAAUAUAUGAUACAUUUACCGUCCUCCAUCUCCUCCGUCGCUUUCUGUUCUAUCUAGAUCCUUACUCGGCUCUGAGCGUGAAACCAUGUAAUUCUUAUAUAUCCAAAUCGUUUUCACUGCCUUUCCUUUGUAUGUGCUGCUAUUAUGGGAAUACAAUGCAUCCAUUUACUGUAGGCUGCAACACAUACCACAGAAGAGACGGUAUCGUAUGUGUGGUCUUUCUGGAUGCGUCGAAACGCAGAUGAUACACGGGGUAAUACACGCGAUCCCAAAUAGGGAGGGUAUAAGAAAAAUCAAGCACGAGUCAACGAGUGGUCUAUGAAAAGAGUGUUAAAUAAUGCACUGCACAUUCUGAAGAAGAGUUCAUUCAAAUCUGAUGGGAAGACGAAGAAAAGCAAUUAUCGUUUACGAUCACCAGUGGGUUGAGAGCCAGGCAACCCAGGUAUUGGAGCCCGACUCUCCGAGUAUUGAGGUGGAAGCUCGUCGGGGAGGUCCAUAGUCUCUUCAAUGUCCUGGUGGACUAUCAGGCGUUGCGACGGCGCGGACGGUGGGGAGACGCUCUUUUCCCCAGAGCCCGAAGCUUGCGGUCGUUGGGUGCCCUGGCUCGAAGCACUGUACACGCUGGAAGGUGCUGGGUCUGCGUUGGUGGCGUACAGGGUACCCGUGGUGCGGGAGGGGGCAUAAGA
Coprinopsis cinerea okayama7#130 is the source of this 1409-nucleotide messenger RNA. RefSeq lists its product as hypothetical. The record is from RefSeq and is a predicted model, not a curated record. The transcript is spliced from 6 exons. Bases 78 to 725 code for a protein of 215 amino acids. Lineage: Eukaryota; Fungi; Basidiomycota; Agaricomycetes; Agaricales; Psathyrellaceae.